UCCAGUCUGGUCGGGAGCCACGAUGGAUACAAUACCAUGUCUUUUACUUGUCCUGCUUUUCACAGCAAUGCUACAAGAAACUACCGCUCUCCAGUGUCACUGUGAGCGCUGCACUGCCAACUCUAGCUGUACCACAGAUGGCGUCUGUUUCGUCAAUAUUCGCAAGUCAGGCACCCGGUUGACGACGGAGCUGCACCAGUGUGUUCACGAAAAAGAACUGUUCCCUCGAGAUCGGCCCUUCAUCUGUGCCCCGUCCUUCAAGCACGACACGGUCCUUUAUCCGAUUUGCUGUACCACAGAUUACUGCAACAAGGACCCUGACCUCACAGUUUUCCCAGUCCCCACUGCAAAGCCUCCCCCUUUGGGACCUGUGGCUCUCGCUGCGGUGAUUGCUGGACCAGUUUGCGUACUCUGCUUGCUCCUCGUUUUGGCUUUCUAUGUCUGCCACAGCCACCGUGGGCUGGGGGCUGGCGGGGCUGGAGCCCACCAUCACCACCACCACCGGGUGCCCAAUGAAGAAGAUCCCUCCAUGGACCAUCCGUUCAUCACUGUUGGAACAACGCUGAAGGACCUUAUCUAUGACAUGACCACCUCUGGUUCUGGAUCAGGCCUGCCACUUCUUGUCCAGAGAACCAUUGCCAGGACCAUCAUCUUACAGGAGAGCAUUGGGAAAGGCCGUUUUGGGGAGGUGUGGCGCGGUAAAUGGCGUGGUGAGGAAGUGGCUGUGAAGAUUUUCUCCUCCCGGGAGGAGCGGUCUUGGUUCCGAGAGGCUGAGAUCUACCAGACCGUGAUGCUUAGACAUGAGAAUAUUUUGGGAUUCAUUGCCGCAGACAACAAAGAUAAUGGGACAUGGACUCAGCUGUGGCUGGUAUCAGACUACCAUGAGCAUGGCUCCUUGUUUGACUACCUGAAUCGUUACACCGUUACUGUUGAAGGCAUGAUCAAACUAUCUCUGUCUACAGCCAGUGGCUUGGCCCACCUCCACAUGGAGAUUGUGGGCACACAAGGUAAACCAGCAAUUGCCCACAGAGACCUCAAGUCCAAGAACAUUCUGGUAAAGAAGAAUGGAACCUGCUGCAUUGCAGACUUGGGUUUAGCUGUCCGGCACGAUUCGGCCACCGACACAAUUGACAUUGCUCCAAAUCACAGAGUGGGAACAAAAAGGUACAUGGCCCCAGAAGUACUGGAUGACUCCAUAAACAUGAAACACUUUGAAUCUUUCAAGCGGGCUGACAUUUACGCCAUGGGAUUGGUCUUCUGGGAGAUUGCUAGUCGUUGCUCCAUGGGAGGGAUCCACGAGGACUACCAGCUGCCAUACUAUGACCUGGUUCAGUCAGAUCCAUCAGUGGAAGAGAUGAGAAAGGUGGUUUGUGAGCAGAAGCUUCGUCCUAACAUUCCCAACCGUUGGCAGAGCUGUGAGGCAUUACGUGUAAUGGCUAAGAUAAUGAGGGAGUGCUGGUAUGCCAACGGGGCCGCCCGGCUCACUGCCCUCCGGAUCAAGAAGACCCUAUCACAGCUCAGCCAACAGGAGGGAAUCAAAAUGUAGACACAACCCACCAAACAUGCACACAAACACAUUUCAGACUGGCAUCCAUUUCAUUAGCAUUACAUUGACUUUAUUAUUCAUUAAUUGUUCCUCCCCUAAGGAUUGGAAGGGAAGUUGAGACAUUGUGUUUUUUUUCAUAUCCUUUUUAACUCACUUACAGGUGAGUUUUGCAUUUACAACUGAAGACUUGUGUUGUACACCUGAAUCCAUUGAUGGAUUGGUGGGCAAACGAAUAAGGAUGUACUCAUAUUAAGCCGUUCAUACUAGACUUGGGCGCCAUUCCAGCUCCCUCUCCCAGUCCUUGCUGGCCGGUGCUCACACUGAGCAUUCCUGGGGCAGCCAGUUUGCUUGUGCCAUCACUUGUGCACUGCAAUUUCCCUGGCUUUUUGAUUACGUGCGUUCUUGUAUUCGUGGCUAUCAUCUUGCGACAAUUACUGCUGGCCCACCUCUUUUGUGUUUCCCAAAAGAGGGGAUGUUACAACAGAGGCACUUUGACCCCUCUUUUCAAACCUUCAAGUUUCUGAUCAGCGAUCAGAGCACUCACACGGUGGGCUCACGCACGGUACGAUUGGCCUAGUAUGAGUACACCCUUAAAUCUAAUGAGGGAUGGUAGUGCCUGAGAUCAUCUCAUAAAAGAAAAACUCUUCAAGACCCAUUAGGGCAACAUACCAUGUCCAUGGCAUCCUUGCCUGGCCUUCAUUGCUCAGCUCUUCAGGUAGCUUAAACAGCAAGUAGUCUGCUGGUAUCUCCUGAGAGGCCUCUGAGCUGCCUUACAUAUUUGUCACUACAGCCUCGUUUGUAUAUUAGCAUUUCAUUUUUCACUUCAGUUGAUCAUAAGCUAGUCACAAGUGGAGAUGCAAGUCCUUCAUUUCCUUCACAAUAGCCCAAUCCACCAUGAGAUGUGACACAUGUGACACAAACGCACAUUCUUGAAAGAAUGUAAUUAUGCGAAGUGCUCCCACAUAGUAGCACUGGAAGCUGGAGCAAGAAGGUAUUAUGACGCCCUGUUGUGCAGAAUUUCUCAUCGCUGCGACAAUUUUGCACCUGGUUUUGAUUUUCUUACUAAUGUAUUAUUUUCCUGUCUCCCUGUGUAUUAUCAUGGAGAUGGACAGGUCAGUUUAAUUUAUUAUUUUAAUUUUUAAUUUUGAGUGGCAGGGCAUCUUUUUCUUUUCACAAAAAACUGGACAUGAUGACCUCAUUCAGUUUUGGCAAACAUGCUGCAUCAUAUGCAAUUUACAGUAGAUAAGUGUGUGUAUUUUCUAUACUCUGGUAAAAAAAAAUCACAAACAGCUAGAGCAACAACAACAAUCAGCUGCCACUAUGCCUUCCAGUACAGCUGUUACCGGAAAGUGCCAGUGCUUUAAAAACCCAACUCCUCUCACGCCAGCUGCUGUGCAAGGCAUUUCUUUCUGGCAUGUAUGCAGCUCUGUGUGUAUCUGUGUGCGUGCAUGUGUUAGCGACUGUCAGGAGCCCUGUGGAAGCCCAUCUGAGCAUAACGUAGCUCAUACUAUGCACACCCAAAAAGAAGAGAAGGGAACAACACGUCACACCACACAACGCCAACAAACAGUAAGCCAGCCUCUCCUCUCUGGUUUCCAUUUCAUACUACAAGUACUACAGGUGAACACACAAACACCUCAGCAACAAGUUUUUGGACAGCUUGUCCUGUCAGUGAACUGAAUCUGGAAAGUGAUUAACUCGUUUGGGGGAACCAGCAACACAAAACUUUAAAGCAAAAGAAUGACUGAUGUUAUGUUACUGAUAUAAUUUCUAACUUUCAUUUUUGUGCUUCAAUGCAAAGUGGCAUUUAAAGCCAUUUUUUCUGUGUAUGAUAAGCAACACAAUUCAUUUCAAAAUAACUAGCAGAUGUGUCAGAAGCCAUGGGUUUUCCAAGUUUUGUGUGUAUGUAUAUACAUAUAUAUUUUGGUGAGGUUAUUUUCUACAAAAUUACACAUUGUAAGCCUUAAGGGACCAACACACAGGACUUGGUCUUUUUAUGUGCAUAAUGUGAGGGGUGGUCAAAAACAUUGCAUGUAUUGACUGAAAAUCAUUGAGUAUUUACAACAAGAGUUUGGCAAGUUUUUAUCACACCUCAUAUGUAUGUAAUUAGUAAAAUACUAAAAGUCAAAACAGCUUUCUGCAAAAGGACAAACUAAAAUGAACGUGCCCACCUCUGAAUUUACUGCGUGCCUCAAGAUAAUGCAGUAUAAUACAACAAGCGUAAAUCUAUAAUCCCUGGGGAGGAUUUCAUCAGUCUGACAUGUUGAUUUUAAUUUAAGGCUGUGACAAAAUAAUUUUGCAAGUGUGUGUCUGUAUACAACCAAAAACACAUGUAGCACUUGGUUUGAUGGUAUUUAGUCAUGUGUUCUGUUGCCAAUAUGCCAUACAUUUAAAUCAUCAAAUAUGUUUGCAUUUGGUACGUGCAUCAAGACAUCUUUUUAGAGAGACCAAAACAUUUAAUUUGAUGUAGCUUAACUACAAUCAAAAUCCCACCACGUGUUUUUAUGUUCUCCCAUGGUUUUCUUAAUAGCUGUAUAACAUUGACAUGCUGCUUAUAAGUCCAAAUCACUUUCUUUUUGAAGGUGAGCGUUGCCAUUGGGUGUAAAUAUCCUCACAUUUUAAAGUGGUUAUUUUGUUCCACUUUCCCAAUUCCAAUCUUGAAGUCUCUGCGGACUUUACUUUGUAAACCCACUGUUGCCAGUCCAGCACAUCCACUGAAUCUGAGAAGCUUGUUUUAGGUCUCAUUACUUUGAUAGCCACACAGAAAAUGUAGUAAUGGCCUGGAGAUGGAUGAAAUCCUGUACAUUUUACAUAGUUGCACUCAAAAGAUUCAAGAUCGCAUUGUCGAUGUGUAUUUUCCAAACCUUCAAUAGAUAAUGUAAGAUUAAUAAAUGGUGGCCCUUUGUAAUAUUAGAAUUCAGCAAUUUGAAUUAUUUCCUGCAAAUGACUGCAAGUUUAUCAAUCUUGAAAAUAGAUUGAAUAGACUGUACAAUGAGAGAUGAAUAGUUUGACGCACAAGGCUAAACACCAAGCCCAACAAACUAAUAUAAAGUUACAAGCAACAUUAAAUCUGGUAAACCAAAAGCUGUACCAUAAUAAAGGGCUUCAGUGUAGACAGAAAAUAUUACUGUACAACUGAAGUGAAUCCAAAGACACAUCAAUCGACAGUAUACGCUAUAUUGCUUGUCCUCAUUAGGGUCGCCGGGAACUCGCACCUAUCCCAGCUGCGUGGUACACCCUGGUGUCAAGACACUUUAAUCUUUUAGAGAAAACCUAUAAAUUAGACUGUAGUUCAUAUACUGUAAAACUGUUCAGCUAAAUCCUGCAGUAUGUCGCAUUGUUAGAAGGUUGUUAUUAAUCCACUGUUGUUCGCUAAUGAAAUGAAGUUGCCUAAAAACACCUUCUAAACAUGUUUGGUGUCGUAUGCUCAUGUGAGAAUGCCUUACUUGUCCAAGUUCAAGCACAUACAGUCAAACCUCGGUUUUCGUUGAAAAUGUCUGCUAAAAUGUUUCCUCCGCUUUCAUACAUUCUGUUUUCGUACUUACUGUACAUGUUUGCCCUGUACUCUAUUGUUCCGCGAAAUCAAGUGCCCAAACAAAGCACCCUACUCUACCUGUCCGCAUUUUUUAAUGUGACUGCUUAAUAACCCACCAUGGGACCAAAGAAAGUAGCGAGUGCCAGUGAUUUAAUAAAGAAGGUAAGAAACACUCUUGAAUUCCAUCUAGCCAGAAUGUACAGGAAGUCCGCAUCAUCCGUAAGUUUAAUCCAUUCUUCAUGGAUAAUUAUUUGCAUUGUUUUCAGCAGGUAAAACUAUAGUUAUAUAUCACAUAUAGUUUUUGUUAAUAUUUUUGGGUGUCUGGAACGGAUUCUUUUGAUUUACAUUAUUUUCUACGGGAAAAUUUGCCUCGGGUUUUUGUACAUUUCGCUUUUCGUUGGCCCUUUUGGAACAACUUUAUGACGAACACCGAGGUUCCACUGUACUUAGACAAGUAAAAAAAAGGGUAUUUUAUCUUGGUGUUGAAAUUCGAAGAAAUAAAGUGGUUAUUGGUUUCUUUGUCGAGUCAAUUAGAUGUAAAUUCAAACUUGUAUGACGGUUAAACCAAGAUAAAGGAAACCAGAUGUGUCCAAAAUGCGGCACGGGGGCCAUUUUUGACCCGCAGCUUUUUUUUGCAACAUGCUGUGCAAAUAAAAUAAAUUAUCAAGAUAAAUUAUUAUUGCAUAUUACACCCAUUUGCUCUGUUACAUUCAAACGCUAAGAUGUGGAUGCUUUGUUAUCUUAGCAUUUAUGCACCUACGGUACGUCGGAUUGUUUUUACCAUCUUUAAUGCACAAAAUGUAUCCCGCAUCCUUCAUUUUUUUUGUGUGGCCCUUGGUGGAAAAGGUUUGAACACUGCUGUUUUAGAUGAUUGGAAAUUUUCCUUGGGUUUUCAGUGAAAAAAGUGGUUAUUAUUGCUGUCUUAGUCGAGAGAAUAAGCUGUCGAUUCAAACUUUGUAUGUCGGAUGAAUGCAGAAUUAUGGAUGGAUCAGUCUUGGACAAAAUUGAGGAUUGGUAGUGCUGCUGUAGGACAAUAAAUUAGCAAAAUAACCAAACCCCUUAUUACCCUGCUGGGGCCUUUAGGCUAUGACUGUGGCUGUGUGGUUUGUGUGUUCCAUUCAUCUCCUAAAGCCAUCGCCAUUCUCUGGGAUUUUAACAACACAAACUGGGCAACACCUCUGGUAUGUCUCAACUCGGACAACCCUCAUUCUUGUCUUAAAAGUCACCACCACAGCCUGUACUUUUCAAAGCCCAAGGUGACUUAACUGUACAAAGGUUACUUUUAUUUGCAUCUUUUUUUAGCUUGUGGUCUUUAAACAACAAAGUUUCUGUUCUUGAAUCUUUAUUGCCUUUCUGUUUUCAUUCCAUAUGCGCUAAUGAUCUCAUAGCUACACGCAUCACUGCAGCGUGGAGUUCAGCUCAGGUUUAACUAACUUAGCUUAAUUAAGGACAUAGUUUAAACCUGGAGUAUGCUUGAAACAAACGUUCCUGUUUGUCAACAAUUCCAAUUAAUUAAGUCAACAAAUCUCUACGUGUUCUUAUACCUAAAAGUGGUCACUUAAGCAGAUGCUGAGAUUCAUGAUUGACCAAUUUUUGGACUUAACGUCCAAAGGGGUCAUUUCUAUGAAAAAUUGGUCUGUUUAAGUUGACGUGUUGUGUAUUGUUAACUUCAUCAUUAUUGCUAAGCAGCCUUAAGGUGUACCUGACAUGAACAGUUAAAUAUGCUUAAUAAUGGUUUAAUAAUUAUGUCCUACAUUGUUCGAUUUUUGAAAGCCAACAGUAAAUUUGCAAAAAAAAUUAUAUUUAUAGUAAAUAUAACGAGCUAGCUUUCUCUAUUCAGUCUCAUUUGCGGAAGUGACGCCAUCGGAGUACUAUUACUCAGGCAAACAAACAGUGGUGAACGAGACAGAGGAUGUUUACAGGGAUCAUAGCGAAAAUUUGAGCGAUGCGCUAAUAGUUUUUGAGGAGAAAGAACAACAACAUUUGGAGAUGAAAGAGAACUUGCGGAGCAUGGACUUAACGGAAACCUGCGUUUUGGAAUUUUGCCCAUCAUCCACAAACCUUAUAUGACACAUGGGCUUUUACUCUUUUCCGUGAGUUCUAAAGAUAUAAAAACAGGUAAAAAGACACAGCUAAGAAUGCAUGUAAUGGGAAACUUUUAUUCCACUUAUAAAGUCUUCUGAAAAAAGCUCCAAAAUGCGGCAACAAUGCUCCAAUUACAUAUAAUGUAUAUUGCAUGCAUGUUAACCAAGCUACAGAAACAUUGUUAUUAUGAUAAUGAUUAUUAUUGUUAUUAACAUUGUUAUGCAAAUUGAACUACAUUACUAGCAUAUUGACACUUAGCCAGAACACACCGGUUGCAGUUGCAGUAGAAGCGAGUAGCUUCACCACACACUCGCCCGCAGUGUGUCAGCGGCGCGCUCACAGCGCCCCAGGCCACCACCAAAUGGUGACACUACGUAUUGGAGCUGCCGCUACUACUACUGUGUGUUCUUGUUUUUGAGUUUGGAAAAGGUAAUGCUAGGUGUAGGCGUUUGUUUCGAUGUUACUAUGUGAUAACGUAGUAACGCGGUAAUGCUUAAAAAGACCAAAAUACGGCAAAAUACUGUAAUUAUUACAUUAUCAUAAAUGUACCUGUUACAGCAUGUAUAUAAAACCUUGUUGGAGGUGUUUUAAUAGCUGCUGGCUGUCUCUUUUUAUCUGUUUUUUUUUUUUUGUUGUUCUCCCCGUGUGCACGUGGGUUUUCUCCGGGUACUCCGGUUUCCUCCGACAUUCCCAAAAACAUGCAGGUGAGGUUAAUUGGUGUCUCUAAAUUGUCCAUAGGUGAAUGGUUGUUUGUCUAUAUGUGCCCUGUGAUUGGCUGGCGACCAGUCCAGGGUGUACCCCGCCUGUUGCCCGAAGUCAGCUGGGAUAGGCUCCAGCAUGCCCCCGCGACCCUAAUAAGGAUGAAGCGGUAUAGAAAAUGGAUGGAUGGAUGCUGUUACCCCGAUGACGUCAGUUCUGGAAUGAGGCUGAACUGCGAGAGCUAGUUUGUCAUGGUUGGCACCGUGAACUCUAAAUAUAAUUUCUGUGAAUUUACCAUUCGAUUUCAAAAAUCUGAAAAUGUAGAGCAUAAUCACAAACAAUAUAUAACAUUUAAACAAAGCUGAUGAAUCGUGUCAGGGACCCUUUGAAUAACAGCUACAUACUGUGACUACUGCGUGUAAAAUGGCUUCUUCAGCAACUUAUAAAAUGCACCCAUUUAUUUAUUUUGUUAAUUGCUUUACGUUGUUAGCCGAACAAUUUGCGCAUGUACGAAAGCUUUAUCAUCACUGUAGUCAAGAAAUACAGUACUUCGAAAUUACCACAGCAGCUCUGUUAGAUAAGAGUAUAAAAUAUGAAAACACAAGAAUUUAAUAAAAGUAUGCAUGUGGAGGAAAGCCAUGUCAUCAAAAAUGAAAGUUAAACAAUCCUUCAGUCAGUAAAUGUGUAAGCAAUGGCUUGUUUGGUUUGUUCCACUUAUGUCGACGUCAGUCAACCAGUCCCGCGGGGGGUCAAGAUAAACAUGCCCCGUGGUACUACAUAGCUAGUGGGCCCGUCCCACGGUUCAUUUUGGUAAAUCAAAAAUGUCAUCAAUUGUCCCAUGAGCUGGUGUACUCAUGUUCAUCGCAGAAAUGUGCACCCUGUUACUGAAACAAUUGUUUAGGUCCAUGCCUCUGUACAAUUGCUACAUUAGAAGCUUUAAAGCGGACCACAAUGCCUUGCUGUGUUUUAUUGACUAUACAAAUGUUUUUACUUUACAUUGAAACAUUGAUAGUCAUUGUUAAUAGUCUAUUUUGUAAAAAGUCUAAGAAAAAUUAGUAAACCAUGGUUAAUAAUACACUAAUCCCUCCUUUAUCAUGGCUAAUUGGUUCCAGACCUGACCUUGAAUUUCCGCAAAAGUAGUAGUUCAUUUAUAACUGGAAUAUUUUCAUAAUUAACCCGUGUACGACCUUCUAAAUACUGUGCUUAACAUUAAUAGAACACUCUGGACGUAUAAUAACGCCCCCAGAAGUCACCUUUACAAUUGUAUAAUAUAGUAAAUGUAAUAACAAAAUAAGAAAUUUAGGAAAUAAUUGUGUGUUGCUGUAAAUGUGCGCCGGUGCUGUGGGAACAGAGUGGGGGUGGGGGACAGCAAGUGAUGUCGGUGGUUUAGAGUUGAGGUUGAGUUUAAGUUUAUUGUGGGUUACGGCCGCAAUAGUAGCCGCUGUUUAGGAUUAUUGUCCCUGUCAUGAGAUAAUUCCAACCUGCAAUGAAAGCCUGUUCCGGGGAUCAAGUCUAGUGCUUGUGUGUCGCAUUGUUACAGUAACAUUACUGACACCUAGUGACCAGUGUAGAAUACUGCAUAUCACAGCGUCUUUGAAUGUGUCUUCUCAAUGCCUUACAUUUGCAUUUUAGUUAAUUUAACCAUUUUAUGCCUGAAAAUGCUUAACUUAGACAAAAAUACAUCCAAUAUGCUAUGCCAAAAAAUAGCCCGUAUUCAAUAACAAAAUACCAUGACAUAUUUCGAAGCGCGAAAUUCCAAGUGCAAAGUGGUGAAGGGAUUACUGUACUGUACUUGAAAAAUUGCAUGCUCUGUGGGGGAGUAAGAUUAGAAGUUCUUCCAUGGUACCAACCUAUAUCAGAACCUAUAUAUUACCCGAAUGUAUUUAAACCUUUGUUUCAAGCAUACAUUAGCAUUUACUGUUGAGUGACUGUGCAGCAAACAGCACGACUACCACUGCCUUUUUCUGACUGCUGCUACCACCUAAAGUGGUUAUCUGGGGUGUGAUUAAACCAAUUCAGGUGUAGACACAUUUUAAAAAAAGGCUCAAAUUGCUUUUCACAUACUUACGGGAGCUGAAAUGUCUGAGCUAUUCUGUGGCCUAAACCUAUUUUGAAUCAGGUAUUGCUUUAUUUGUGCAAAAUGUUGUAGAUGGAGGGCUAACAAAAGCAAGGGUACGCUGCAAACUAUGCCAGAAACUCGAGCGCCUCAGACCAUACACACCUGUGAAUGUAUCGAGCCCUUUGAGAGCCUCUGACCAAUCAAAGCACAACCCAAAGGUCACAGCAGAAACUGGUGAUGCGUGUAAAUAUCUGCAACACAGGUUAUCCUCUCCUUAUGCAAAACCAUGAGAGCAGCGUCCGCACAGGGUCAUGAAUUUGCGUCUUGCAUGAUCCACUCACUGUGAUGAGGACCACCAUUUCUUCUGAAAGGAUCACGUAGAAAGGCCUACAGGGGAAAUGUCACACUGAGAAGGUUUGGGUCACUAAAGUGCUCAGACCAACACGCUGCAGUGUAGCAGAAAGCUUUCUGUUUUGAUUUGGUGCAAGUAAGAAUUCUUUUACUUUUCCAAUGCCAAGACUGCAUGUGAUCAAGACUGCUUGGUAAACUAAACAUCAUCCUAAAAGGUCACCUAUGGAAUAUACCUCCAUGUUAACGAACAAUGUGUUUUACCUCACUGUAAAUAUAGUCUCAAUUUGUUAACUCUGAUUUGUUUUAUUUCUAUGAAAUGUUAAAAAGUUACAGAGAAGUUUUAGUUUUUUCUUUGGCGGUACCUUUCCCCUCCCCCCCGUCAAACGGCAUUGUGUUGUUUGUGUGGAGUCCAAACAUUGAAGUAUUUCCUCUUUGCCAUUCAUGUUGUGUAAACGAUGAUGUGUUUUGGUAGUGUUGUUCUACUUGAGCUGUACAGUCAAAAGUGCUUUACAGAUGUCAAGCCCCAUUCUGAGCUCUGCUACAAUUGCCUUUUUCAAUAUGCUCUUUGUCUUAAAAAAAAAAAAAAAAGAAAAAAAGACAGAAAUCAAAGUGGUGUUUGAGGACCCCUUUUGGAUUUCUAAACAUAAUUAUCAUGACCUUUUUUAUAUCGUGUGUACAGAUGAAUGAGAGAUCAUAGGAACUAGAGGACUGAAAUAUGUUAACUUUUAACAUAGCUGGAGUAGAAAGUGGUGUGAUUAAACAAUGUUUCACAAUUAAACGUGUUUUUUUAUUUGAUGGCCUCAUAUUUUUUGGAUUGUUUGCUGUCUAAAAAUACAUUACUGGAUUUGGACAGUGGACAAUGCACAACAUUGCAGCACAAAACUGAUGAACUUGUAUGAGGCUCGAAGUGAUCAGUUGACAUCUCCGGCCGUCUCUUCACCCGAGUGUGAAGUGACAUGUGGCCACAAGUCCGGCGACACGACCACAAAGUCAAUCAUCGAGCUGUGGCCCAGGGUGUCCUGGUGCCAAGUGCACAUGUGGACACCCUUCUGAUUGAGCAUAGUGUUUGUUAUAGACAAUCUGACGAGCACAAAAGUCCACCGCUCGGGUUCAAAUCGGGGGGCUGUUCCUCCCAAUCACGCCUUUCCAGAUCUCACUGUUGCUGCCAACAUGAGCGUUGAAGUCCCCCAGUAGAACAAGGGAAUCCCCUGAGGGAGCACUCUCCAGUACUCCCUCUACGGACUCCAAAAAUGGUGGGUUUUCUUCCACAUAAGCAGGACCCAACAGUCAGGACCUGAAGGCGGAGGGAAACUACCCUAUCGUUCACCAGAUUAAACUCCAACGUACAGGCUCGGACCUGGGGGCAACAAGGAUCGCCACCCCUGCCCGUUGCCUUUCACUGCUGACAAUGCCAGAGUAGAAUGAAAUCCAGGCCCUCUCGAGAGGACUUAUUCCAGAGCCCUUACUGUGUGUCGAGGUGAGUCUGACUAGAUCUAUAUCUAGCCAGAACUUCCCCACCUCGCACACGAGCUCAGGCCACUUCCCCAACAGUGGAGCUUUAGGUGGUGCAGGGUCGUCAAACGGCAGCUGCUUACGCGCAGAUGCCUCAUGACUGAGGGCCCUCGUCUGUGUGGUAACAGCUGGGUUUUUCAACAGGACAACGCUGCAGUUCACAAUGCUCGCUCGACGAAGGACUUCUUCACUCUUUUGGACCAUCCUGCAUGUUACCCUCAUUUAAAUCCCAUAGAGGACAUUUGGGGAAGGAUGGCAAGGGAAGUUUAUAAAAAUGCCCAUCAGUUCCAGACAGUUGAUGCCCUUCGUGAAGCCAUCUUCACCACUUGGAGCAACGUUCCCACUAGCCUCCUGGAAACACUUGCAUCAAGCACCAAACCAAUUUUUGAAGUGAUUAACAAGAACGGUGGAGCUACUCAUUACUGAGUCUGACUGAGAAAAUGUUUUGUUUUGGUUUGGAGAGUUUUUUGUUAUUUUUUUAGCGAUGGUCUUAAACUUUUGAUCAUCUGAUAAACAGCCUAUUUCAGUUUAAUUGUUGUUUUCAAUAAAUUAGUGCUUUUUGUCUCA
Messenger RNA from Dunckerocampus dactyliophorus (ringed pipefish), 12354 nucleotides. RefSeq names its product transforming growth factor, beta receptor 1 b (gene tgfbr1b). Gene Ontology annotation, biological process: heart development; activin receptor signaling pathway; transforming growth factor beta receptor signaling pathway. The transcript has 9 exons. Gene Ontology annotation, cellular component: activin receptor complex; plasma membrane. Lineage: Eukaryota; Metazoa; Chordata; Actinopteri; Syngnathiformes; Syngnathidae. Gene Ontology annotation, molecular function: activin binding; SMAD binding; ATP binding. The record is from RefSeq and is a predicted model, not a curated record. The coding region runs from base 23 to 1546 and encodes 507 amino acids.